Messenger RNA from Fulvia fulva, 2541 nucleotides. RefSeq lists its product as uncharacterized. The record is from RefSeq and is a predicted model, not a curated record. Bases 1 to 2541 code for a protein of 846 amino acids. The transcript has a single exon. NCBI's taxonomy places the organism in Eukaryota, Fungi, Ascomycota, Dothideomycetes, Mycosphaerellales, Mycosphaerellaceae.
AUGAACUUGAAUCAACAACAGCAAGAGGCCAGAGAUACAGUUCAUGUCAGGUUUGAUCACUGCGCUCCUGGUCUACCACGUCCGUACCGAAUCGGUACUGGUGUGAAUCUGAAGCUGGACGCUGGUCUGUGGCUCUUGCACACAAAAACGCAAGCGAGGUGCAAUCAUCUACGUUUAAAGCCAGUCGUGCAAGACUUUCGUACCCAGAAAAGUGACGUUCUGACCUUCACAGCGGUUCUUUUCGACCGCUCUGACUGUCGAAACAUCUAUGCCAAGCUAGACUGGCAGCACGACUUCCGGACUGCAACUCUGAGAGAUCUGUUCUCUACGGCAGAGCUCACCGAAGCCACUCAGACCGGCAAGAGACUCGUUAUACUUGUGAGGAUUGGCUGGAUCUGGGAUUCAGCCGCUCGAUGGCAUUCUGUGUUGGAGGAAUUCCAGCCGUCCGUGCAAUUCUGGACUCCCGACGCACACAACCCAAGAGAAGAUCGCCGUGAGGAGCCGGAGGAAGUGCCACCGAGACAAGCAAGUCAUCCUGAUAUCUCUGCCACGGCUGUCUUGCACAUUAAGAUCCCACCGAAAGGACCAUGCCAGGUAUCAUAUCACGGAAUCGGCGAACAAGCCAAAGUGGAUUCCGAUCAGCACAUGUCACUUCUCUACGGCCGUUGGGGGCUGCCAAAGCUUACGUUCCAGAAGGAUACACCGCUUCCAGGAGUGGGACUCAGCGAUCCGAAGACGCCUCUGCACCUUGCGGUUCGCCUCAUCAACCAGCUGCAGCUCAUGGGGCUUGAUCAGGUCACUUUGCCAGCUCAUGUCCGCAUCGAUCUAGCCUCAUGCGAAGUGACUGCGACUCGAAUCAAGACCGCGAUUCGUUAUGCACUUGACCAGACGAAGCAGAGGUUCGACCACGGGAAGGCAAAAGAUGACCUGACCAGAACCAAGCGUCUAUUCGAGAGUGGGUCGAGCAACGAUUGGAAGGUCGAGCUCUGGGUCUUGCCACAGGGACAUGAUGUGAUGACCUUCCACGCCUACGAAGGUACCUCUCUGGCGAACUUUUGUAUGCCGGGUUGGGAAGGACAUGGUCUCUACAUGGAGGCGCACAUCGUUCCCGCAGAUAUCCACUACACUCUGCAAAGCGAAGUGCCUGCACCGCCAAAAACGGUCGAUCAAGAGGAAAGCGAGGGGAGCGAGUCGUCUGAUGCAUCUGCAGAGAUCGACGCCAACACUGUCGACCUGUAUGGGUACGAUGGGGACGCUACCGGGGUCGAGAACUUCCGGUAUCAGCAACGGCUCGGACCAGCACGUCUUGACUGGCCCACCACGUACUUCGAGUACUUUCUGUAUGUCGACCUGAUCCCUUCAUCUGGCCGUUCAGAAACUGCGGACGGCGAAUCGGGUACUACUUCUAGCAUGCAAAGGGCUACGCUUCAGGCCAUUCUCAACAAGAGACACACCGUCGAUGACUACGACAACCGUGAGACACAACACUUAACAGUGGCAGAUGGAAGUCACAGUUCGACCGACGUUCCAGACAUCAUCUACUAUCUCGGCAUCAAUGUCAUCAAUAGUCUCCAUGCACUGAGUCUUGACGAUGUCCAGAUCCCUCCGAUUCUGAUGAGAACAUCCCAGCCAGCGUCCUUGACUACAUCGAGUGUUUUUCGACGAAUCUUCGACGCACUGGAAUCUCCGGCGGGCCUGACUCAGGAGGCUGAGGAUGCCUUGAGUCGUCUCUUCCACAAUGAAAUCAAGCAGAAGUGGCGCCUACAGCUCUGGUACUUGCCACAAGGCGAGGGAAGUACAGUCAUGUACGUUCCUAGAGAGAUCAGCUGGAAUCAGCUAUUGGUUGAGAGCGACCAUACACUGUAUCUUGAGGCUCAUGCGAUACCAGUCGUCAGAGAUGAGGACGAGCAGACUAUAUCAACGCCCGAGAAGAAGAUCGACAAGGGCAAAGGUCGCGCUACUGUGGCUGAUCUUAUGGAGGAUGAAGAUGAAUUAGAUGCGGAUGAUGGACUUUCUGGUGCUACAGGAGGCAACGACAUGGACGGCUGGAGCAGCUUCGAGAAGAAAAUUGACAAGAGCAAAGGCCGUGCCCUUGACGUGGAUGUCACACGAGGCGAGGAUGGAGCAAAUGCGGACCAAGAAUCUGCUGGCAACGGAGGGUGGACUGACAAUUCGUAUGUCGCACAAUGGCCGCAAGAUGAUGCUCGCUCCAAUCCAGAAGAUGUCGAUGGGCUCAGCAAUGCCUUGGGCACCGCGAAUCUUUCCGACAGCCAGCAGGAGAUGAAUCAUCCCGACUUCCAGCGUGCCAUAGAGAAGUCGCUCCAGGAUCAACACCCGCAGAAUAAUUCACAGAGGCCAAGCCCGUCGCCGCGCAUACUUGACCUACCCGAGGGCAGUGCCGCCGCUGAACGACGCAGACUGAGGGAGGAUAGAGAAGCGAAUAACGUCAUCGAUGAAGCACUGGAACAGAACGUCGAUGAAACGCUUGGAGCGAACUUCUAUCAGGACGGGGAGGAGGAGGGCAAUUGGGAUGAGGAAUGA